AGAAACCGGAGCGGCUAUAUCAUUGGGGGCGGCUAUCGGGCACUUAUUGGGGGAGGGGCAAUCAUUCGCAAGCACCAAGCAGCAAGCAAGGCAGGGAAUUGGCUCGCGCCCGCUCAUGCAGCCAGGACAACAGACAUAUUUAAUUGCGCACUGUGGCCACCCAGAAAGCCCCAGCCAGAGAGUGGGAGGGGGUUGGCUGCCCACCUGUACAACCCAUUCCAUUGCGAAUGACGCUAGGCUUGAUGGAAUCUGUUCUCAAUUCAGAAAGAACAAAAACUUCAGGAAAGCCGCACAAAGCCCACUCUUGCAUCAUUCUCCACGGCCAAUCAUUUUCUACUAUGCGCUGGAUGUAGAUUCGCCCAGCACAAAGCAACAAGCAAAUUGGCACAAACACCACCAAAUUGGCCGGGUGUCUGUAUCCAAGCAGCAAAGCCAAAAAAGCGUGGAGAUGCCGAGCUGGCAUUAUUUACUCACUUUUGGCCUUUGCUUUGGCUUUGGGGCUUUAGCUUUAGCUUUAGUGAAUAUCACAGCCAAAGCCUCGCCCAAUAACAGCGCAAUAUAUCUAAAUUGGAGUAUCUUGGAUUUGUAUUCCACUUAUAUAAGGGCAUUUUGGCUUUAUGUGCACUUUUUUGUCUCUGCCUGUCUGCACAAUCCCAUCAACCAACCAACUGCCCAUUGAAUUUUCGUCACUGCCGCCUCAUUUAGCUUACAAUAACUUUGCCUUUUACACUCAUCAAAAACAUUUUUACACCAGUUUUUCUUUAUUUUAGUUGCGUCCUACUCUCCUACUCCUAGUUUAUUUUUAAUUAUUUCCGCCUCUUAUUUCCCGCUCUACUCAACGCAUCCCAUCCAAGGAUACCCAAAACAUUUUUUUGCAACUUGCAAGUACUUUCUCUGUUUGGUGCUACGCCAGACUGCAGGUUUGAACAUACACAAUCCCAUCAUCGUUUUUCGCUUUUUCGCUUUUUCAUUUUUUAUUUUUCGGCUGAGACAUAAAACAGUUGCAGUCUUGUCACCCAUCGUUUUUUGACAAAGCAGAAUUUUCACAUUCUACAUCUGAUUUGCUACCCUCUCCCCCCCU
Molecule: messenger RNA, 1081 nt
Organism: Kickxella alabastrina
Lineage: Eukaryota; Fungi; Kickxellomycota; Kickxellomycetes; Kickxellales; Kickxellaceae
Exons: 1
Coding region: 116-679 (187 amino acids)
Source: RefSeq, a predicted model, not a curated record